Molecule: messenger RNA, 495 nt
Organism: Lasiosphaeria miniovina
Lineage: Eukaryota; Fungi; Ascomycota; Sordariomycetes; Sordariales; Lasiosphaeriaceae
Exons: 3
Coding region: 1-495 (164 amino acids)
Source: RefSeq, a predicted model, not a curated record
AUGGAACUUGAAGAGUUUGAGCUGGGGCUCCAAAUCCACGGCAGCCCCUUGGUUCCCUGGCGAGCAAGUUCCGAGGUCCUUGAGACGUACAACGCAGACCUUGUGAGCCCCGGCUUGGUUCUGGGCAUGUGCUACGCGUCGCCGGAUGCCGGCAAUGACUCUGAACCCAACAACAGAUCAAUUCUCUUUGCUCCAUUAGCCGGGAGUGAUACAACUCGCUGGUUUCAUACGAGGCUGGUCCUUGUAGUAGAAAUUCUAGAAGAUGGGAGUGUGAGGCCCCUUUACUUCGUCUCAAACGUCGUCGACGACGACGACGACGACGAUACAAAAAGGCACCCUCCGCUUGAUCAAAAUGACGGCGACAUACCGGCAAAGUUCCGAGUGGAAUCUACCUCAAAACCACAGAUUGUGGAGACCGGCGCAGUCGCCUCACACUGGAAAGAUACUCUGCCAACUGCCCUCUAUCCCCUCAACAAGGCGGAAGAACAGAUGUAG